Diaporthe citri is the source of this 1344-nucleotide messenger RNA. RefSeq lists its product as uncharacterized. The coding region runs from base 1 to 1344 and encodes 447 amino acids. The transcript has a single exon. Gene Ontology annotation, molecular function: hydrolase activity, acting on carbon-nitrogen (but not peptide) bonds. NCBI's taxonomy places the organism in Eukaryota, Fungi, Ascomycota, Sordariomycetes, Diaporthales, Diaporthaceae. The record is from RefSeq and is a predicted model, not a curated record.
AUGAGAAUACCCUACAGACCGACUGGGCAAGAGACACCGAUCAACGACGCCGACAACACCAUGGGCGGAGGUCCAGACUCAAAAGACCUAUUCGGUGUUCGUGCUGACGUCCUGAUCCCCGGGCGCGGCGAACCCAUUUCCAAUGGCGGGAUCGUAGUCUCAGUCUCAGAAGGGGUUAUCAUCUGGGUCGGAGCCCACGCCGAUCUCCCCUCCAAGUACAGCCAGGUAUCCUUCACGAAGCACUCCGGCGCGCUAAUGCCUGGUCUGUGGGAUGUCCACACGCAUUUCGGGGGAGCCAACGUCGUGAGCGGAUUAGAGGAUUCAGUCAAGCCCUUCAUGCCAGGCACUCAGUUCCAAGUUGGUGCCGUAACUGUGGACGACCUCCGGUCCACUCUUAUGGCCGGGUUUACAUCUGUUCGGGAGCUGGGCGGAAUGGCAGGCUACCUCCAACCUGUCAUCGACAAAGGCGCCAUCGUGGGACCUACCGUUUACUCUUCUCUGUGCGCACUUAGUAUCACUGGCGGCCAUGGCGACCAACACGACUGCCCCCUGGGGUUGGUCAGAGGCGAGAACGACGGCAGCAACGGAAUCGCUCUGUGCGACGGCGUGGACGAGUGCGUCAAGAUGACGAGGUCAGUUGUUCGGAACGGCGCAAAGGUCAUCAAGAUCUGCAGCAGCGGCGGUGUCCUGAGCAUCAACGACCAGCCCGAGGACACGCAGUUCUCGCCCGCGGAGCUCGAGGCAAUCGUGCAGGAGGCAGCGAGGAGCGGCAGGGUGGUGGCGUCCCACGCGAUCGGGAAGCCCGGGAUCAUCAACGCCCUGCACGCCGGGGUGAAGAGCAUUGAGCACGGAAUGUACCUGGACAAGGAGGUCGCGGACCUCAUGAAGGAGAAGGGGGCCAUCCUGGUGCCCACCCGCCACAUCGUCGAAAGCCUCGCCGCGGGGUCUGAGGACCUCCCGCCGGUGAUCCUGAAAAAGCUCCACCGGAUAGCCCAACUCAGCAGGGACAGCUUCAAGUUCGCUGUCGCUGAAGGAGUCCGUAUCGCGCUCGGCACAGACACCUACAGCAGCGACCGGCAGAGCCCCCUUGCCCACGGCCGCAACGCGAAGGAGUUGCACUGGAUGAAGGUCGCUGGCAUGACGCCGUUGCAGGCCAUCGAGGCUGCCACUGCCACGCCGCCCGAGACCCUCGGCCGGCAGGGUCCCAAGGCAGGACAGCUGAAGGAGGGCUUUGAUGCUGAUUUCAUUGCGGUUUCCAAGAACCCCCUCGACGAUAUCGAAGUGCUCACGGAUUCAAGCAACGUGACUCAUGUGUGGAAAGGAGGCAAGCUGUUCAAGUCUUAG